GGGAAACAAGUGGACAGAUCACACCAUGAGCUUUGUUGGAAAUGCGGCAGAACUUCGCCCAGUUGUUUUCUUGAUAAUCUGAAACAGUUUCUUUUGAAGGUAGACCAGCUGUUUUUGCUCUGACGGUCGGGCUUUUUUUUCUCGGCUGGGAAACACACACACACACACACAGAGACAGAGCUGGUUCGAAAUGUUUUCUGAUUAAUUAAUUGGAGCUCCAUCAUCGGAAGAAUCACAUACUGGUGAUAUCAGAAGCUGUUGCACCUUAAUGUGGAUACUAUGUUGAAGCUGUCAUUCUGUCUCCAGCAUUAAACUUUGUUCCUCCUGGGAUAAAGACGCACUGAGACGCAGCUGAUCCAAAGAGGUCAGACGCUUUCUGACCCAGAUCCCCGGGAGGAGGACAUGGAGGUCCUGCGGAGGUCUUCUGUGUUUGCUGCAGAGGUCCUGGAUGUGUUCGACCGAUCGUUGACUGAGAAGGAGCUGGUGUCCCAGUCCAAAGCCCUGUGCAGAGACUACAUCCUCUCCAGACUCAACCAGAACGGGCUGGGAUGGUCCAAAACCGAACUCAACCUCUCUCCCUCGAAUGCGGCGCUCGCUGAGGUGUCUCUGGUGCUUCUUUGUCUUGGCGACGAGCUGGAGUGUAUACAGCCCAGUUUGUACAGGAACGUGGCACGGCAGCUCAACAUCUCUGUUGCCAUGGAGAACAUGGUUUCAGAUGCCUUCAUCGGUGUGGCAACAGAAAUCUUUUCAACAGGUAUAACCUGGGGUAAGGUGGUAUCCAUGUACGCAGUAGCUGGAGCCCUGGCAGUGGACUGUGUCAGACAAGGACAUCCGACCACCGUUCACAUCUUAGUGGACAGUCUGGGACAGUUUGUCCGCAAGUUCCUGGUUCACUGGCUGAAGAGACGGGGAGGAUGGGUGGAGAUCACUAAAUGUGUGGUGAAGAGGGAUCUCACCCCUGAACACCACUGGCUGUCCUCUGUCAUCGAGUCGCUGAAGUAUUUCCUCACCACGGUCUACGUCUACAUCAUGAAGGAGCCAUGAACAGCCGAGACAGAGCACACAGCAGUCAUCGUGAUUGUUUGUUUGAUACAAGAUUGAAAUCUCAGACUUGUCAAUAACAGCUGGAGAGGAGAUGGUGACUGUGCUCAAUGGGGGAUUGAGCCUGCACGCAGAUCAGAUCAAUCUGUUGCUGAAGGGCAAUCGGAAAAUGUUUCGUCAGCAUCAUGUUUGUGUUAUCUCAGUGUCAGACGAGCCUGUAAGUGAUUACCCUUCAUCCAAAGAGUAGUCACCGUGACAUUUAAGAUCAUAAAUGCCAACAAGGAACAAGUUUGUCUCACGCAACCUCUUCUGUAUAUUUUCACUCUGCUUACACGCAGUGCAGUAAACCAGGCUUCUCCAGUGUUGUAACUGUCAUGUGUGAUGGUGUUCAGGGUGAACGUGAUCUGUGGGAGGCUGUUCGUGCUCCUGGGAUAUACAGUCUGAUGUUUUGAUGUGAUGUUCGUCUCAGAAUAUAUAUACCUACAGGAGGGAUGAAAAGGUGGAAGGCUUGUGAAUGAAUGUAAUGAUUAUUGAUGCUCAGCUGGCUGGGUCUUUUGAGUUUUCUGAAAUGUUGAGGUGUUUUCACACAGGAGAGCAAUAUCAGGUCGUAUCAGCUGCUUACACUUCAAGGGUUUAAUCUACACUAUUGUACUUCACCAAAACACAGAGUGUCUCUUUCCUAAUAUUAUCAAAAAUAUUGUGACCUGUACUAAAACUUUCUGCUGCAAUUUUAGACACGACUGAUCAAGAAACGUUGGGUCUCACUGUUGCCAUUUUUGUCCAAAGAACUUAAGUACACAGGAAUGGUACAUACUAAAUGGAUAUAUUUUGGUGGUAUUCAUUUCCUUUUUAAUCUGUAAAUAGUUUAUUUAUGAUUUUAUUUUUUUAUUUUGAGUAUGACCACUGCAGUAUAAAGAGAGCCGAUGCAACAGCUCUUUGGGACAGUUGCGUGGUAUGCCUGAUGCUUGUCACUUUCACAGUGUUAACUUAUAAAUGUGUGUCUGAACAUUUUUUUUUUAAAUCCACAAUAAACUUAAAUCUUCACACAUGAA
Seriola dumerili (greater amberjack) is the source of this 2093-nucleotide messenger RNA. Its product is annotated as bcl-2-related ovarian killer protein homolog B-like. The transcript is spliced from 5 exons. The coding region runs from base 403 to 1044 and encodes 213 amino acids. Gene Ontology annotation, cellular component: mitochondrial outer membrane. The record is from RefSeq and is a predicted model, not a curated record. NCBI's taxonomy places the organism in Eukaryota, Metazoa, Chordata, Actinopteri, Carangiformes, Carangidae. Gene Ontology annotation, molecular function: protein homodimerization activity; protein heterodimerization activity. Gene Ontology annotation, biological process: extrinsic apoptotic signaling pathway in absence of ligand; intrinsic apoptotic signaling pathway in response to DNA damage; regulation of apoptotic process.